Molecule: messenger RNA, 659 nt
Organism: Stomoxys calcitrans (stable fly)
Lineage: Eukaryota; Metazoa; Arthropoda; Insecta; Diptera; Muscidae
Gene: Arl6
Product: ADP-ribosylation factor-like protein 6
Exons: 4
Coding region: 47-634 (195 amino acids)
Biological process (GO): cilium assembly; vesicle-mediated transport; intracellular protein transport
Cellular component (GO): cytoplasm; axoneme
Molecular function (GO): GTP binding; GTPase activity
Source: RefSeq, a predicted model, not a curated record
UAAGGACACCUUCAAUAAUAACAAACACAAAAAGAGAAAAAACGCCAUGGGAAUGUUUGAUAAUUUCCUAAGUCUUAUCAAAGUCAAUAAAGAGAAAAUGACGGUGCUAGUUGUGGGCCUAAAUAAUAGUGGCAAAUCCAGCAUAAUACAACAAUUUAAAAGAAGAAAUGAACCAAAUUCUCAUAUAUCCAUACCUACAGUGGGAUUUACACAUGAGGAAUUUUACAAUCAAGGAGUUCAAUUUACAGCUAUUGAUAUGUCUGGGGCUUGGAAAUAUAGAAAUUUAUGGCAACAUCAGUUUAAAAAUUGCCAAGGCAUUAUAUAUGUCAUUGAUGCCAAUGAUAAAAUGCGUAUGGUUGUGGUCAAAGAGGAAUUGGACAUUCUAUUGCAACAUCCCGAUUUGAUUGAUCGCCAAAUACCCAUACUUUUCUAUGGUAACAAAAACGACUGUGAGAACUCUUUGUCAUCCGUCAAUAUUGCUGCAGCUCUAGAACUUACCAAGUGUGAUAAAGCCUGGCACAUUUGCUCGAGUAGUGCUAAAACUGGCGAUGGACUUGAGGAGGGUAUUCAAUGGCUAAUACAACAAGUUCGUAACUCUACACACAGCAAGAAGGAUAAGCAUAAGAAAAAAUAAAACCAAUAAACUUCAAAAUAAGAAA